This is a messenger RNA of Neocloeon triangulifer, 523 nucleotides long. Its product is annotated as transcription elongation factor 1 homolog. The transcript has 3 exons. The record is from RefSeq and is a predicted model, not a curated record. Gene Ontology annotation, cellular component: transcription elongation factor complex. Gene Ontology annotation, biological process: transcription elongation by RNA polymerase II. NCBI's taxonomy places the organism in Eukaryota, Metazoa, Arthropoda, Insecta, Ephemeroptera, Baetidae. Gene Ontology annotation, molecular function: RNA polymerase II complex binding. The coding region runs from base 129 to 377 and encodes 82 amino acids.
UUGGUGUUCGAAGCACGCUGCGCAUGCUCUGUAGCAAACUUGUUUGUUUUGAUUUUGAGACAAGCUCACAACAACAAACACAAGCUAAAAACAAAGAUUACGCUUUGCCGCUGCAAAUUUAACAGAAAAUGGGCCGUAGAAAGAGUAAGAGGAAGCCACCGUCCAAAAGGAAGGCAAUCAUGCCUUUGGAUACACAGUUCAACUGCCCAUUCUGCAAUCACGAAAUGUCAUGUGAAGUAAAAAUGGACAAAGCAAGGAACACUGCUCGAAUAUCGUGUCGAGUCUGCAUGGAGGACUAUCAGACCACUAUCACUUUUCUCUCUGAGCCAGUGGAUGUCUACAAUGAUUGGAUAGACGCCUGUGAGAAUGCAAAUUGAUCUUUUUCAACACUAUCAAUUUUUUUGUUUUGUACAUUCUUCAGGCUAAGAUCAUAACUUGAUCUUAAUAAUCAAUAUAUUAUAUUAUGUAAUAAUAGGAAAUAAUUAUUAACUUGAAUUAAACAUGAUACGACAAAUGCGACAAG